AUGAAAGCUCCUCAGCAGCACCAUAAACCAACCGAUACAGAAGCAAAGGCCAAACUUGGUGUUAAUAAGAUGCACUGCCUGAAGCCAGGCAAAUAUACCCACAAAUCACCAGGUGAUUAUCUCAGUUUGACAAACUUGUCUGCUCAACCACCAAAUUAUUCUGGAAAGAUGAAGCUUCAGUUUUUCCCAAUAGAUGAGGCGAUUCAAAAUGUUCUACAGCAGGAGAAACACAAUCCUUACCUGGAGUUGACUUUGGCUCCUCGAAAGAAGAUGUCCUCAAUUGUGCAACACUUGAACACAAAAUGGGGUCGUUCUAGUUGUGCAAAAGGCGACCUCAUGCUCUUCCCAUACAGUGCUAGACCGGAUAGCAUAGCCAGCAGUAAAAAAUGGACUCUUAAUGAUUCUUGCACUGCUGCCGAUGUUUAUGUUGCUGUUGGCAGCCCUUCAACAUUCCGUUUAAGGUAUGGUUGGUUCAAGCCUAAUUUGAAGCAACAAAUCAGCGAAGCACCCUUGGCACCAGUGCUCUCUGCAGAAAAGACUUUGGGCGACAAACCUUCACAUCAUUUUGAAUUUGCAAGUAAAUUUGCCAGUCCAUCCGUUGAGUGUAACACGGAAAAGACCAUGGUGGAUAACAACCAAAGCAAAGCGACACCGCUUUCAUGGAUUGACAGCAUAUCCAAUAUCAGUUUUGGAGCACUGCUAUCGCAAGCCGUGCCCUCUCAAGACAGCAAACAACCGCCUUUGCAACAAAAUAGCUCGAUUUUCCAGCAGCAGAUUCCUGCCACGUGCGAUUCAUUCGAUGCUGCUAUUGCUUCCUUGAUUGCUCGCCAGCAAACAAGUAACCAACCGAAGGUGUCAAAUCCAUCCCUGUGGGAUGCAGAUGAAACCUGUCAUGCAUUCCCUCCUCCCCGGAAUCAAAAUUUAGCCAGGAUGUCCGCUUGUGGUCCUGGCAACAGUAGUGCUAUUACCUCAACUACCCUUGGUGCAAUUGCUGAAUCCGGUACAGGUGGCGACCAGCAACACUGGCUACCAGCGCUCUACCGAAGGCAGGAAAGAGGAACCAAGGCCCCCUCAGAUACCACCAGGCUUGGGCAAUAA
Messenger RNA from Triticum turgidum subsp. durum (durum wheat), 1098 nucleotides. NCBI's taxonomy places the organism in Eukaryota, Viridiplantae, Streptophyta, Magnoliopsida, Poales, Poaceae. The record is from the annotation of a GenBank genome assembly.